Diorhabda sublineata is the source of this 4194-nucleotide messenger RNA. It is a transcript of the gene Gyf, whose product is annotated as GRB10-interacting GYF protein 2. The coding region runs from base 22 to 3864 and encodes 1280 amino acids. The transcript is spliced from 19 exons. The record is from RefSeq and is a predicted model, not a curated record. Gene Ontology annotation, molecular function: protein binding. NCBI's taxonomy places the organism in Eukaryota, Metazoa, Arthropoda, Insecta, Coleoptera, Chrysomelidae.
GAGAUCCUAGAAUAAAAGCACAUGCGCGAUAACCUACAAUUUUUCUGCAGCCAUUUAUGUUGUUCGCAUUUUACCAAGUGUAAAACAAAAAUAUUCAGGAUGACUGACUCAAUGAAUUUUGGUCCAGAUUGGAUACGUAAUUUGUCCUCUGAGGGUACAACUGGAGGAGGAUCAAGUGGAGGAACAAGAUAUCAACUGGCUGAUUAUAGGUAUGGACGUGAAGAGAUGUUAGCCUUAUUUGAUAAAAAUGUAAAGCCACCUGUCUCUCUAUCAAAUUUUAAAUGUCUCUAUUCUGAUAUUUGCCUCCAGCCAUUAGCUUUGUUGCCAACAACUGAUGAAGAGAGAGGUUGGCAGCCUAGACCAAAUGCAGUGCCCCCUGGUCCACUUCGUGGAAGAGGUGGGUCAUUGGAAAGGGGUGGUCGAAUAAGCAGGGGAAGAGGUUACCAAUAUGGUAGACUAACAGGAGGGUACGAUUCUGGGUGGGGCAAUGGAGAACAGACAGAGUGGAGUCCUAGAAAGGAGUACAUAAAUCAAAGAACAACUUCAGACAAUUGGAGAAGGGCUAGAAAUGAUGAAGAUGACGGAUGGAGAAGUACUAACACAAGUGGACCAGGGCGAAGUAGUGGACAUGAAAAAUGGGGGCGCUCUACAAGCUGGAGGGGCGAAGGGGAUUCUGAGGAAAGAACAGGACCCCCAGAGAGAGGUGGCCGAACUAGUUGGAAUGAUAAUCGUGCCCCACUCGCCCGGAAAUCUUGGGAAAGUGAGGAUCAUCUGCCAGAAUGGGCUACAGAAAACCCAACUGAAGGAGGGGGUACAUUUGAUGAAAAGGGAGCUUUUCAUGGAUCUGAUGAUGAGCAGCCUGAAGGUAAACCUCAUAGAAAGGAAAUGGGUCUCCAGAAAUCAACAUCACAACAACAUAUUUCAACAAAAAGUCAGCCACCUCCAAUAACUUCAUCCAAGUCCACUUUAUCCCUUGUGAAAGAUGAAGAAACCAUACAUAAAAAGGAAGUUUUAGAAGAGAAUCAGUUCAAAGAAAUAGAAGAUGUAUCCCAAAAUGGAAAUAAAAAAGAUCAUGUAGAAGAAAAGAAAAAGUCAGAUCCUAGUGUACCAGAAAAAAUAGAUAAAACCAUAAAUGUUCAAGAAAGAGCUAAGUCAGAAGGUCCCCCAAAAUUGACAAAAAAUAGUGAUAAUCCACCAGUGAUUCCUAACGGAUCUGUUAAUGAAGCUCCUAGGCCCGAUGAUUCAGAUUUUGAAAGGCUACAAGAGGAUUUAGUUCUUAAACUGGUAGUGGACGAGGAAGUACCUAAGCAAAUACCCAAUAAUUUUGAAGUUAGUGGUGUACAACCACCUCCAAACUUAGCUGCACCUACAGUAGUAGAUAAAUGGUUUUACCAAGAUCCACAGGGACAAAUGCAAGGUCCUUUUUCGAACAUAGAAAUGGCUGAAUGGUACAAAGCUGGAUAUUUUAGUAAUCAAUUAAAAGUGCGAAGACAGUGUGAUGAGCGGUUCUUUUUAUUAGGUGAAUUAAUAACUUUGUGUGGUGGAGUGAAUCCUUUCCUAGUGAACAGUCGUUUCCCGGUAUUGAAAAACGAUAUCACAAAAGUACAACCUGAGCCAGACAUUAUGCAAUUGCAAUAUUUAUCUCAGAUGGCAGCAUUCAAACAGGCUCAAGCCAGACUUCUUACUGAACCAUGGACUGCUAUUUCAAUCCAGCAACAACAAGAACUAGCGGCUCAAAGACUGAUUUUGCAGCAACAACAACAGCAGGUUUCUCAAGAUCUCCAAUAUUUGCAACAACCUCCAGCGACCAAUCCUUUAAUGCACAUGAUAAAUCAAAUGCAGCAAGCAAAUAAACUACCAGGGCAAGGAUUGGUCGAUAAACAAUCCCAAAACAUACCUGGUACAUUAGAUCCUCAUUUGCAGUUGCAUAUGACCAACCUCCUUUCCAUGCAAAAUAGACUACCUACGACGGCUCUUCCGAAUAAUUUACCUGCAGGCUUAGGAAAUUCUAUACCUGGAAAUAUACCUCAGCCAGAAGGAUUACCCACAAGUAUAUCCAGUUUACAGACGCCUUCUCUAAAUACGGGUGGAAUACCUAUACCGGGAAUGCAAAGCAAUAUACCAGUCAGUAUUGGAGGAAAUAUUAAUAUGCCACGACCGACAUCUAGGGGUUCCGUUGAACAAAUUUCCUCAAAUCCAAGUAACGACCCUAUUACAUGCCUACUUAAACAGUUACAACAACAGAAACAACCAACACCGCCUCAAAUUGACUCCUUGUGGCAACAAAAUUCUUUUGCUUCUAAUAAUAGUACACCUCAGUGGCAAUCUCAAACCGAAGCUCCACCUAUAUCUAUGUGGGAAUUACAAAAUAACUCUGUACCUACCGCUCCUUCGCCUCCUUUAACCCAAUCGGAGAAACUUCAACAAGCAUUACAACCAAAACCUUCUAAAGCCGACAAAGAAAAAGAACAAAAACAAAAAGAGGAGGUACCAGCUAAAGAACUUAAGAAAAAGAAAGAGUUAGAGGAAAAGCAAGCAAAAAAAGAAGCGGAAGAAAAGAGAAAACAAGAACAGAAGAGAUUAGAGGCAGAGAAAAAGGCUUCAGAGGAAAAAAGAAAAAAGGAGGACGAACGGAUUAAAAGGGAGUUGGAGAAAGCUAAAAAAGAGGCGGAGGAAAAACGGAUGCGGGAAUUAGAGGAGAAAAGAAAACUUAAAGAACAAAGAAAAGCUGAAGAAGAAGCAAAGAAGCGAAGUGAGGAACAAAAGAAAUUAGAGGAAGAAAGAAUAAGACAAGAAUUGAAAGAUAGAGAGCUGAGGAGACUGGAAGAAGAAAAGCGAUUACAACAAGAGCAAUUGAGAUUGGCUAAAGCGGCACCUUGGACUCAAGCAAACGCCAAUAUGGGAUUAAGUCUUGCUGAAAUUCAAAAAGCUGAAAGGGAGAAAAAAGCAAUUGAUGCAGCUUUGCAUAUUCAAAGGAUACAGGAAAAAGAACAACAGCAACAAUUACAACAGGAAAAAAAUCAACCUUCUCAAUUCAACUGGGCUAACAAACCUGUAGAACCAAGAAAGGUAAAGUCGCUUGCUGAAAUUCAAGCGGAAGAACAGGAAAAAUUAGCAAAGCAAGCUGCAGAAACUAGAUUACAAAAAGAAAAGGAGCCAUUACCAGUGGUCAAUAAUACGAGCAGUAGUAUUUGGAGCAAUCAAAAUUUAACGUGGGCAUCUGCAUCUACUAAUUGGUCAGCCAGUUCGGGUGGUUUUUGGGAUGAUUCUUCCAGUAAACAGCAGCAACAGCAACAAGGUGUGCAUAAACCGUCCACUGUAUCUAAAAAUAAUUCUACAAAUAAUAUUAGUGCAGCCCCAAAGCCACAACAACAGAAACCGGCAAAGAAUGUGAAAACUAAAAAAGAUGAAUCAAAUAAAACUAAUCACAAUAAUAACGGACCGUCAACGGACGAUUUUAUGAAUUGGUGCUACAAAACCUUAUCAAAUAUUUCAACUAAUGUAGAUAUUCCUACUUUCGUUACUUUCUUACGAGACAUUGAAUCGGCGUUUGAUGUUAAAGAAUACUGUAAGGAAUAUUUAGGCGACAACAAUGCAACUCAUCAGUUUGCUGUGAAUUUUUUGGAGAAGCGACGUUCGUUUAAGCCCAGAAAUAAUGCUCACAAAGACGAUAUGUGUUCUCCAGCUCCUGCUAUUACCCCAUCCUUGCAACAUAGUACUGAAUUCCAAGAGGUCAAGGGCAAAAACAAGAAAAUCAAAAAAUCCAAAAUGUUGAAGGUGGACGCCCGAAUUCUAGGUUUUAACGUUACUUCUGCCCCUGACCGAAUUAACGUGGGUGAUAGAGAUUAUGGUGAUAAUUCUUAAACAUAGUUAUAUGAAAAAACAGAUUGUUAUUAAUUGUACCUAAUUAUAUUAUACAUAUAUAAUUUUUAAGACAAUUUUUUAGUUUAUUUCACUUUUUUUUUUAUUUCACCUAUUUGACUGUUAAAAAGAUUAAUUUUACAUAAAAACUUUUUUCAGAAUUUCUUAGUUCCCCUUAACGCAGGCACACAUUUAUUGAAUUGUUUAUUAUAAUUAUGGUUAUUUAAAUGGAUUAAACGUUAAUUGUUGUUUCAAUCUAUAGUUCAAUUUUUUAUAAUGAAAAUUUGCAUGUUUUUACUUUGACAAAUUAAAGUAAUAAAAACUUCCAUAUAU